Prunus persica (peach) is the source of this 3142-nucleotide messenger RNA. Its product is annotated as putative disease resistance RPP13-like protein 1. The record is from RefSeq and is a predicted model, not a curated record. Gene Ontology annotation, biological process: defense response to other organism. The coding region runs from base 117 to 3125 and encodes 1002 amino acids. Lineage: Eukaryota; Viridiplantae; Streptophyta; Magnoliopsida; Rosales; Rosaceae. Gene Ontology annotation, molecular function: ADP binding. The transcript has a single exon.
ACCACAAAAAACUUUCAUACUGCCUUACCUGUAUUUCCAAGUCGUGCUAGCUGAGCAAUCUGCGAACCUUGGAAUAUUACUUCAUCCAAUUCCCUUGCAAAGAAAAGAAGAGAAAAAUGGCUGGAGCUUUGAUCGGAGAGGCCUUUAUUUCUGCUUCCAUCCAGGUGAUUUGUUACAGAAUUGCUUCACCCAAGUUCGUCGACUUAUUUCGGCACAAGAAACUCGAUCAACCUCUCCUCAUGAAACUAAAGAGGACGCUGUUGACCUUGAACGCAGUGCUCGAUGAUGCAGAGGAGAAGCAAAUUGAGAAACCAGCUGUGAGAGAGUGGCUUGACGACCUCAAACAUGCAGUCUUUGAUGCUGAGGACUUGCUGGAUGAGAUCAACUAUGAAGCCUUGCGAUGCAAGCUGGAAGGUGAAGCUCAAACAGCCGACAAAUUAACCAACAAGGUGCGGAAAUUCCUCCCUACUUCUCGUAAUAGGUUUUAUCAAAGCAUGAAUGUUAAGAUACAAGAGUUGUUACGAAAAUUAGAAGACUUUGUACAAUUGAAAGGUGCUCUUGGUUUGACAGAAGUUGUUGGGAGGAAGGUUUCACAAAGAACUCCAACAACUUCCUUGGUUCAUGAACCUUAUGUAUAUGGUAGAGAAGAAGUCAAAGAAAAUUUAUCAAAAGUGUUGCUCUCUGAUGAUGCAAGCAAGGAGGAUGUGUCCUUCAUCACCAUUGUUGGAAUGGGCGGGGUUGGCAAGACAACCCUUGCCCGCAUGCUUUACAAUGAUGAUAAGGUGAAAGAGCAUUUUACACUUAAAGCUUGGGCUUGUGUUUCAGAAGACUAUGAUGCUAUCAGGGUAACUAAAACUCUUCUUGAGUCAGUCACUUCAAAAACUUGCAAUACAACAGAUCUGAAUUUGCUUCAAGUUGAACUAAGAGAACAACUUAGGGGGAAGAAAUUUUUAUUUGUGUUGGAUGACCUUUGGAAUGAGAAAUAUACUGAUUGGAACUGCCUCCAAACUCCCUUUACUUCAGGGGCAAGGGGAAGUAAAGUCAUCGUAACAACACGGAACAAAAAUGUAGCAUCUUUCAUGCAAAAUGUUCCCACUCAACCCUUGGAACCAUUGUCGCAUGAAGAUUGUUGGUCAUUACUUGCAAAACAUGCGUUUGGAAAUGUAAACUGUAGUGCAUAUCCAAGCUUGGAAGAAAUCGGCAAGAAAAUUGCACGAAAGUGUAAUGGGUUGCCUUUAGCUGCACAAACACUUGGCGGUUUGUUACGUUCCAGGCUAGACUCUGAGGUAUGGAACAGAGUACUAAACAACAACAUUUGGGAGUUACCUUCCGAGAAAAGUGACAUUCUUCCUGCUCUAGGGUUGAGUUAUCAUUAUCUUCCAGCUAAGUUAAAGCAAUGCUUUAUUUAUUGUUCAAUUUUUCCAAAAGACUAUGAAUUCAAGGUAGAAGACGUUGUUUUUCUUUGGAUGGCGGAAGGUUUAAUUCCCCAAGCGGAGAAUGGGGACAACAUGGAAGAAGUGGCUAAGGAAUAUUUUGAUGAACUUUUAUCCCGAUCAUUGUUUCAAACAUCGGGGAAAUCAAGUUUCGUUAUGCAUGAUCUCAUCAAUGACUUGGCUGUGUUCAUGUCUAAAGGAUUUUGUUCCAGGUGGGAAGGGAGGGAAUCACAUGAAGUAGAAAGAGUUCGCCAUUUGUCAUAUGCUAGGGAAGAAUAUGAUGUUUCUCUUAAAUUUGAGCAAUUAAAGGAGGCUAAGUGUUUGCGGACCUUCCUACCUACCUCUUUAAAUCCAUAUAACUCUUAUAAAAAUUAUUAUCUAAGUAAAAAGGUUGUACAAGAUUUGUUGUCAUCACACAGAUGUUUACGGGCGUUAUCAUUGUCAAGUUAUAGGAAUGUCACUCAGCUACCUGAUUCUAUUAAAAAUCUUAUUCACUUGCGCUAUUUGGAUCUCUCUGGUACUGCAAUUGAAAGGUUACCUAGUGUACUUUGCAGUUUGUACUAUUUGCAGACGUUACUAUUGUCAAAUUGUUCAUCUCUCGUUGAAUUACCUGCAGACUUGAGAAAAUUGAUAAAUUUACAGAAAUUAAUGCUGGGAGGUUGUGCGUCUCUUGCUAAAUUGCCUGUAGACCUGUGGGAAUUAAUUAGUUUGCAUCAUCUUGAUGUGAGUGGAACUAAAAUUGCAGAGAUGCCAUCGCAAAUGAGUAGACUAAAAAGUUUGAGAACGUUGACUGCUUUUGUUGUGGGGAAAUCUACUGGGUCAACCAUUGGGGAAUUGGGGGAGCUUCCACAUCUUGGAGGAAAACUUAAACUACAAAAUGUAGUUGAUGCUAAGGAUGCUGUGCAAGCCAAUUUGAAGAAUAAGAAGGAUAUGAAGGAGUUAGAGUUCGAAUGGGGCAAUGAAGACUCGGAUGAUUCUACAAAAGUGAGAGAUGUACUUGACAAGCUCCAACCUUGCAUGAAUUUGGAGAAAUUGACUGUCAAACGUUAUGGCGGGACCAGCUUCCCAAACUGGUUGGGAGACUCUGCCUUCAAUAAAAUAAAAGUUAUGCGCCUCGAAGGCUGUCAUUAUUGUUUCGAGUUGCCACCUCUUGGACAGCUACCUGCUCUUAAGGAGCUCUUCAUAUGUAAGAUGAAAUAUCUUAGGACGUUAGGUCCUGAGUUGUAUGGUCAGCCAUUUCAGUCAUUUCAAUCACUGGAGAAGCUGGAGUUUAAGGAGAUGGCAGAGUGGGAGGAAUGGGUACCAAGUGGAAGUGGAGGUCCAGACUUUCCUCGUCUCCUGGAGCUAAUUCUAGAAAAGUGUCCAAAGUUGAGAGGAAGCUUGCCUCGUGAUCUACCUUGCUUGAAGAAACUUUGCAUGGAAGGGUGUCGAGUUUUACAUGAUCAAAGGACCACUGCUACUUCUAGUACUAGUACUAGUCUCAACUACAAUUCUCUUCAAGAAUUGGAAAUAAAAGAUGGAUGCCAAACAGGUCUGUUAUCAUUACUAGAGACAAAACUCCUGUCCCGACUUAAGAUUCGAAAUUUAAAUAACAUACAAUGCUUCCCCAACAUCAAUCGUCUUCAACGUUUGAUUCUCUGGAAUUGUCAACCCUGUCAUCGUUUCCUAAUGAUGGCCUACCCACUACGUUGACAUCACUUUAUAUAAUC